Etheostoma cragini (Arkansas darter) is the source of this 2097-nucleotide messenger RNA. RefSeq names its product carbohydrate (chondroitin 4) sulfotransferase 11 (gene chst11). NCBI's taxonomy places the organism in Eukaryota, Metazoa, Chordata, Actinopteri, Perciformes, Percidae. Bases 9 to 947 code for a protein of 312 amino acids. Gene Ontology annotation, biological process: carbohydrate biosynthetic process; proteoglycan biosynthetic process. The record is from RefSeq and is a predicted model, not a curated record. The transcript has 3 exons. Gene Ontology annotation, molecular function: sulfotransferase activity. Gene Ontology annotation, cellular component: membrane.
UUGCAGUCAUGCGGAGGAACCCCUUCGUGGCGGACGGCUGCUGUAGGAAAGGGUCCCGCAACGCCCUGCAGGAGCUCUACAACCCCACGCAGACAGAGUUGUCUGGAGCAGCCGUCCUCCACCAGGCCAGGAGGGAUCAGGUAGUAGACGCCUGUCGCGUGUACAGUGCGUCAAGCCGUAAGCGCCGAGUCCUGACCCCCGGAGACCUCAAACACCUCGUGGUGGACGAGGACCACGAGCUCAUCUACUGCUACGUCCCCAAGGUGGCCUGUACCAACUGGAAACGCGUCAUGAUGGUGCUCACGGGCCGGGGCAAAUACAGUGACCCAAUGGAUAUCCCUUCCAAUGAAGCCCAUAUCCCUUCCAACCUGAAGACGCUAAACCAGUACAGCAUUGCUGAGAUCAACCACCGCCUCAAGAACUACCUCAAGUUCCUGUUUGUUCGCGAGCCCUUCGAGAGGUUGGUCUCGGCAUAUCGAAACAAGUUCACACUCAAGUACAAUUCAUCCUUCCACAAGCGCUUCGGCACCCGCAUCAUCCGCCGCUACCGCAAGAACGCCACGCACGACGCCCUGCUCAACGGCGCUGAUGUCAAAUUCAAAGAAUUCGCAGAGUACCUGGUGGACCCGGCCACGCAGCGUGACGGCCCAUUGAACGAGCACUGGCAGACCGUCUACCAGCUUUGUCACCCGUGUCACAUCCACUACGACCUAGUGGGCAAGUACGACACACUGGAAGAAGACGCUAACUACGUGUUGCGGCUGGUGGGUGUCGGCGACUCCUUGCGCUUCCCGAGCUACGCCAAGUCCACUCGUACCACAGAUGCCAUGACGGCCCAGUUCUUCAGCAAUAUCAGCACUCAGCAGCAGAUUCAACUCUACCAGCUUUACAAGUUGGACUUCCACAUGUUCAACUACACCACGCCCAGCUACCUCCGACUGGACUGAUGGAGGACCGAGCUGGGACUCCAAGAAUGGCUCCCUCGGUAACGGAGGGGCAACAAAAUUAGUGGAUUUUUUGGAGGCAAACUUGAUUUUUUAUUUUUUCAUUUUUAACUGUCGUAACUUGCAGACGUGGGGGUCUUGAUAAGACAUAUAGAUGGGUGCUGAGAGAAAGGUAAUGCGUGCUUGUCUGGGCAUAAGGGGGAGGAUGAACAAUCAAUCCUGUGACACAGGGAGCACUGAUUGGAUGAGAAUGUGGACUAAAUGGACCAAAUGCAUGCAAAGACUAAAGUGUGUGGGUGAAGCAGGUCUUCAAGGUGUUUCGAAAGGGGAACUCAUCCUCAGAGGAUGGACUUGAUGAGGGAUUCUUCUGAUGAUGUUCCCUACAUGUUUAAACAAACCGCUGGCAAAUUAGGCUGCUUCAGAUUCUACAGAGCAAACAGCGGCCUCGCACGCGCCCUGACCCCAAUGCAUCGUGGGAGCUAAGCUUAUCCCCCACCUCCCUCUGAUCAAUAGAGAAACUCCGUCAAAUAGUAAGUCAUGUCAGUGUGUCGGCAUCCAUCACCCGCGCCCUCAUUACAUUUCAGAGGGCUCAUCCCUGCCUGGUCAAGGACGCCCUGUAAUAGAUUGCUAAUGACUUCACUCCCAAGACCUCUCUGACUGUAACGAUGGUGGGAUGGCCUUCAGCUGACAAAUGGUCUACGACGUCGGCAGAAGGGAUCUCUUGUGACUACCUUGAGGACACGGAGAAAUCGGAGACUCCUGCUGGAGCAGAAACAUGUGGAAGUGUCUGAUAAAUCAUUGCCUGUAACACCAAGCACCCUUAACACUUUGAGCAACGGGAUGUGGUUUGAAAGGUACAGGAUGUUCUCACGUGAUUGGGCAAGUCUGAGCUGAAAGAAAGGAGGGGUUGCGGAAGGGUUCGAGGCACCGGAUCUCGUGACCCCGCCCGGCCGUGCCCCAACAAGCGUGGACACAUCCGGGGCCCCGCACCCACAAAGCCCCCGCUCAGACGACCAAACGCGUCUUUUAGUAAUUUAAUUAAGAUUAUCUUCAUGCUUAUUUGUUGUUUCUAUUGUCUUAUGAAGCAUUGCUGCGAGCAGCAAUAAGAAAAAUGAUUAUUUAAUUUGCUUUGUUGAUUAAAGAUUGAAAGAUU